Molecule: messenger RNA, 1983 nt
Organism: Achroia grisella
Lineage: Eukaryota; Metazoa; Arthropoda; Insecta; Lepidoptera; Pyralidae
Gene: CCT4
Product: T-complex protein 1 subunit delta
Exons: 11
Coding region: 128-1738 (536 amino acids)
Biological process (GO): protein folding
Cellular component (GO): chaperonin-containing T-complex
Molecular function (GO): ATP hydrolysis activity; ATP-dependent protein folding chaperone; ATP binding
Source: RefSeq, a predicted model, not a curated record
UGUUUCAAAUGUAGUCUAAAAGAAAAUAUAAGAAAUCUAUUAUACAAAUUUAUUUUAGUAAUAAAUUUAUUAAUCCUAAUUCAUCUUAGUGUUUUCACAACCAAAGUUUCUGUUACAUAUAUCUAAAAUGGCACCUAAAGCUGGAGGUGAUACUGGAAAAGUUAAUUCUGCGGUGUAUAAAGAUAAAACUAAACCUACAGAUAUCCGGCUAAGUAACAUAAAUGCUGCUAAAGCUGUAUCUGAUGCCAUUCGCACCAGCCUGGGUCCUCGUGGGAUGGAUAAAAUGAUACAAGCUUCUAAUGGGGAAGUCACCAUAACAAAUGAUGGCGCCACAAUUUUAAAGCAAAUGAGUGUCAUCCAUCCUGCAGCUAAAAUGCUUGUUGAACUGUCUCGUGCUCAAGACAUUGAGGCAGGAGAUGGCACCACUUCUGUAGUGGUGAUCGCAGGUGCAUUGCUUGAUGCCUCAGAAAAACUUCUACAAAAAGGCAUCCAUCCAACAGUGAUAUCAGAUGGUUUCCAGAAAGCUCUACAGAUAGCUUUACAGGUGGUUGAAGGAAUGUCUACUCCCGUAGAUCUCACAAAUGAAGAUGCUCUCCUCAAAGCUGCGGCUACAUCUCUCAACUCUAAAGUGGUGUCACAGCAUUCUACAAUUUUAGCACCAAUUGCCGUACAAGCUAUUCGUGCUGUAAUGGAGCCAAUAGUGGGUGGUGUGGGCGCUCGCGUGGACCUCCGCGACGUUAAAGUGACGGAGCGAAUCGGUGGCACUGUGGAGGACACAGAGCUGGUGCAGGGACUGGUUAUCCCGCACCGUGCUGCGAAUGUCAAUGGGCCACAUCGUAUUGAAAAGGCUAAAGUUGGACUUAUCCAGUUUUGUAUUUCUCCACCAAAAACUGAUAUGGAUCACAAUGUAAUAGUUUCUGAUUAUGCUGCUAUGGAUCGUGUGCUGAAAGAAGAACGUCAGUACAUUUUGAACAUUGUAAAGCAAAUAAAGAAAGCUGGUUGCACAGUACUUUUAGUACAAAAGUCUAUCCUAAGGGAUGCACUUAGUGAUUUGGCUAUUCACUUCUUGGAUAAAAUUAAGACUAUGGUCAUUAAGGAUAUAGAGAGAGAAGAUAUCGAGUUUGUAUGUAAGACACUGGGCUGCCGACCAAUCGCAUCCCUUGAUCAUUUUACUGCUGAAAACUUGGUUAAUGUUGAUUUAGUUGAAGAAAUCAAUGAACCCGGCGGCAAAUAUAUAAAGAUGACGGGGUGCGCGAACGGCGGGCGCACUGUGUCGGUGGUGGUGCGCGGGUCGAGCGGCGCGGUGGUGGCGGAGGCGGCGCGGUCGCUGCACGACGCGCUGUGCGCGGUGCGGUGCGUGGCGCGGCGGCCCGCGCUCGUGGCCGGCGGCGGGGCGCCCGAGGCGGCGGCGGCGGCGGCCCUCGCGCGCGCCGCCAUCGCCGCGCCCGGCGCGCACCACUACACGCUGCGCGCCUACUCGGACGCGCUCGAGGUCGUGCCCUCCACGCUCGCAGAGAACGCCGGCCUGAACCCUAUCGAGACGGUGACGGAGCUGCGCGCGGCGCACGCGGCGGCGGCGUCGGGCGCCGGCGUGAACGUGCGGCGCGGCCGCGUCACCGACAUGCGCCAGGAGCACGUGCUGCAGCCGCUGCACGUCACCGCCUCCGCGCUCGCGCUCGCCACGGAGACCGUGCGCGCCAUACUCAAGAUCGACGACAUUGUAAAUACUGUGAACUAACAAGAAUAUGCAGCCGCAGUUUAUAUUCAUAAUUUACUCUUUAUUAACAGUCAACUAUAAUAGUAUUAUAUUACAGUAUAAGUCAGUCCAUCAAUGUGAUAAUGGAUGAAUUCUAAAAAUUAUAAUUUUGUUCACAAAAGUCUAUUUAAUUUGCAACCGAAAUAAAAUAUGUAUUUCAAUGACUUUAGUUUUUGACUGACCAAUAUUGUAACAUUCUUAAUUGUUUAUCGAAUAUUAAUGCCUAG